Messenger RNA from Triticum aestivum (bread wheat), 893 nucleotides. RefSeq lists its product as uncharacterized. The transcript has a single exon. The coding region runs from base 204 to 623 and encodes 139 amino acids. The record is from RefSeq and is a predicted model, not a curated record. Lineage: Eukaryota; Viridiplantae; Streptophyta; Magnoliopsida; Poales; Poaceae.
CAGCCACAGCUAGCAAAGUUUGUCCUAACCCGCCACUACUCCUCCGAUCCAGUUGCCAACUCCCCAAGGAAGUCUGCUUGCUCACCAACACACGCCAGCUUCUCCUUCUUCCUUCCACAGCACACCUACCUCCGCUCGCUAUAUAUCCCCCUCGCCAUGGCAGCCCCAGCCCUUGCCUUCCCGGACACACGGCCGGGGAGGCCAUGGAUCAGGAACUCCAAGAAGCCGACGUCCUCUGGCCACAGAACAACUCCGACCACCGCCGCGACGGCGGCCACGACGACAGCGUCAUCAACGUCGACGGAGACAUGGCAAAGCUAUCCUCGCCGGAGCUGUCUGCCCCGGUCCUCGUGCCUCACCGGAAGCGGCGGUCACGCUCCUGGACCACGUCGGACGGGAGCGGCAGCGGCAACGACGACUGCAGCGAUGGCGACGUUCGAUGCACCAACGACGCAAAGAGGAACGUGCCGCCGCACGUCCUGGCUGAGCGACGCCGGAGGCUCGCCGGAAGGUCGACGGCGGCCUACUCCAUGUGCAGCGGGAAAGGGAGGACGCUCAAAGGGCGGGACCUCCGCAACAUCAGGAACCUCGUCCUCAGGAUGACCGGAUUCAUCGAGAAAUGAGAUGGGUUCAACACCGUGGAUGUGGACAUAUUGCUUCAUUGCUUGGGAACGUCCAUGGACGUGUGUGAAAGUUUGUGGCAACCUAAUUAGAGUUUUCAGUGAGCGCAGAGAGGUGAAGAAAGACAAGAGAUGUAGUAAUAACUCUCUGUUUAAUUAAUUAAAUUUGUUUGUUUAAUCGAAUUUAGCAUGUGUGGUAUGCGAGCAGCUUGCUCAAGAAUAAAUGUACAUUCAUAAGAAACAGAGCAAAAGGGAGGAGGAUUGAAAUGCUAA